Biomphalaria glabrata is the source of this 1019-nucleotide messenger RNA. RefSeq names its product phosphatidylinositol-glycan biosynthesis class F protein-like. NCBI's taxonomy places the organism in Eukaryota, Metazoa, Mollusca, Gastropoda, Planorbidae. The coding region runs from base 97 to 768 and encodes 223 amino acids. The transcript is spliced from 5 exons. The record is from RefSeq and is a predicted model, not a curated record. Gene Ontology annotation, cellular component: endoplasmic reticulum membrane. Gene Ontology annotation, biological process: GPI anchor biosynthetic process.
UCAUCAACAUGUCCGAUGCACCGAGUCUAGAUCUUGACUCAUGAUUCUGAGCCGCCUGAGGACUUAUCCUCUACUUUAGAUCACAUUACUUAAGAAAUGUAUUCUUACAAAUUUAAAAAAUUUAUAUUAUUAUUAUCCUUAUCGUCUUUUAUAUUUGCCUUUCUUAUUGGUAUUUUGGUUUUAUCGUUACUUCUAAAUGAUGGGCCACUGAAUAUCAUCUCCAGUCCUUUAGUUGGAAUAAAAAUGUGCAUAUCGGCAGUGCUUGUCAACUGCCUGUUUAUGUUUGUGCUUACUGUUAUCUAUAGUUCAGAACGUAGCGAGGACAGAUCCUUUUUUCAGCCUUACAGUUUCAUAAAGUCUUGUGGUCUGUUGCUGCUUUCUUCAGUUAUUUUUCACAUCAUAAGCAUAUUGUAUGGGGCUCCAGUUUUAAUAUCUGUGGAGGAAACAUACACAUUUUCGGUUCUGAUGUCUGUGCUAGUUAUCCUGCCAUUGUGUCUUUUCUGUGGUCCUGUCUUUGACAGCUGGUACGAAGUAUUUACAUCCAGUUCCUACCUAGGCAUUGAGACAGUUGUGUAUUAUACCAGCAUCAUGUCCAUUCUUGGCUCCUGGGCUGGGGCAGCAGCUAUUCCUCUUGACUGGGACAGACCCUGGCAGGCUUGGCCAAUAAGUUGCGCUGUUGGUGCUAUCUUUGGUUACUGUUUGGGUCUUCUCUUUGGAGCUGUUCAACUACCAAGAGAACUUUUAAAUAACAAAUGGAAAGUAAUUUGAAACUGUCAAAAUUAAUUUAGAAGAGAUGUUCUCACAAUGCAACUGAUUUUAUAUUGAUGUUUUUUUACAUGAGACCAAUGUUAGAUUUUAUAUUAACUUGAUGCCUGUAUAAAAUGAUGUAUUACACUAGUGAUGUAUUUAGUAUGUUAUAUUAACAUCAUUCACAUAUAUUGCUUUUUCAGUGUAAAUAAAAUUGUUAUCACAAUAUAUAACCAUGUAUUACCCAUAGAUGACAUGUUUUCUUUUUUUUU